AUGUUUCCCUGCGAAGACCGUCGACCUCCGGCUGGGACUUUCUGGACUCCGCCGCCGACGUCGAACACGAGAAGAAGGGAUUAUGCGGCGGCGAUGCCGAUGUCGGAGAGGAGGAGACGACCGUCUUCGGAGAAACGUGAUCCCUUUCACAUUGUGCACAAGGUUCCUUCUGGUGAUUCUCCUUACGUCAGAGCCAAACAUGCGCAGUUGGUGGAUAAAGAUCCGGAUCGUGCUAUAUCGUUGUUUUGGGCUGCGAUAAACGCUGGAGAUCGAGUCGAUAGUGCGUUGAAGGACAUGGCAGUUGUGAUGAAGCAGCUAAACCGAUCUGACGAAGGAAUCGAAGCCAUCAAAUCUUUUCGUUAUCUCUGUCCUUUCGAGGCGCAAGACUCCAUUGAUAACAUACUCCUGGAACUCUUCAAGAGGUCAGGGAGGAUCGAAGAGGAAGCUGAAUUACUUGAGCACAAGCUGAAAACACUCGAACAAGGAAUCGGAUUUGGUGGUGGAAUCUGGAGAGCAAAAAGGGUUCAAGGAAAAUAUGUCACGAUGACGAUUGAGCAAGAGAAAGCAAGGGUACUAGGGAACUUGGGAUGGGUCCAUUUACAGCUAAAUAACUAUGGAAUUGCAGAGCAGCAUUACAGGAGAGCUUUGUGUUUGGAACCGGACAAAAACAAAAUGUGCAACCUCGCCAUCUGCUUGAUGCGUGUGGGUAAAAUUUCAGAAGCUAAAUCUCUAAUUGGUGAUGUAAGAGAUUCUUCUGCGGAGAGGGAUUGUGGUGAUGAACCAUACUCGAAGUCUUAUGAACGAGCCCUUGAGAUGCUAGCGGAAAUAGAGUCGAAAGAUCUCUCGGAUAAGUUCUAUGCGGGAUGUUCGUUUGCAGACGGAACGAAGGAAAACAGAGCUCCUGGAAUCGUAAACAGGACGUACUCACAUGUUCCUUAUUCCCCAGCAUCUGUUAGACAAAACUCUGCAGGUCUGUUUACACAACCACGAGGAUGCAAAUGGGGUCAGGGGAGGGGAAUGUAUGAAGAAGAGACGAGAGGCGCAGCGAGAAAGCUGUUGUUUGAGAAACCUUCUGGUUCUGAUCGUUUUAGGAUUUUGAAGACAGGAGAAGAAGAUGAAGCAAUCAAGGGAAAGAAACUGGACCAGAACAUGAUUCAUCACCUCCAUGAGUUCAUCAACGAUACUGCAGAUUGUAUGAGGAGUGGAUCAAAGAAAAGCUGGGCUGAUAUCGCGGAAGAGGAAGAAGAAGAAGAAGAAGAAGAAAGGUUGCAGGCAGAACUUAAAACCAUAGAGGUUUAG
Messenger RNA from Thlaspi arvense, 1299 nucleotides. NCBI's taxonomy places the organism in Eukaryota, Viridiplantae, Streptophyta, Magnoliopsida, Brassicales, Brassicaceae. The record is from the annotation of a GenBank genome assembly.